Molecule: messenger RNA, 3313 nt
Organism: Drosophila navojoa
Lineage: Eukaryota; Metazoa; Arthropoda; Insecta; Diptera; Drosophilidae
Source: RefSeq, a predicted model, not a curated record
AGUCAGUCAAUAACAGACGGCCAAAGCGUUGAGACGUCGUCAGUUGCGGGACGCGUAAAACGUGCUUAACGAACAUAAAUAUCAAACACAUAAAAAGCCAAGCGAGCAACGGAGCUAGCAUUUGCCAACAACAACAACAUUGAAGUCGCUCUUUUUUUUUUUUUGCUGUGCGCUGUGCUGAGCAAGCGAAGAUGCUGAGGUGUACUUGGUAAGCGUCUGGGCAGCCAUAAAUUGAAGUCAACUGCAUAAUCUAAAUUGAUCGCUGACGAAGAAGAAGAGGUAGACGAAGAAGAAGAAGAAGAAGUACAAGAUGGCGCUACGUUUGCGUCGGGACGUACAGAAGGCCUCCUACUAUGUGUGGUUCCUGGGCGCCGAGGAGGCAAAGGGAUUGCGGGGCGCCCGCGUCAUUAACUCAGUGCUGCCGUAUCUGGUGGACAGAUCACGGGGCCAGGAGCCGCUCAAGGUGACGCUCCAGGUCUCGCACAAAGGCAUCAAAAUCGUGCAGGGCUCGUCGAAGCAUUUAAUACCACACAGUGCCAUAACCAGCUCCGUGCAAACCGAUGACAUCGUUGCCUGUGUUUUGCUCCUCUACAAUCCGGCCACCAAAUGCCCCUUGCAUGUGCACGCCUAUCGUUGCGACUCGGAGACAACGGCCGAGGCGUUGCAUCUACAACUACAAAUCCUAAUCAAUCGGCCCGACAAUCAGAAGCGCUUUGAGGAGCUCGAGACCAGAUUGGGCAUUUUGCCACCGCUGCCCGCUGGCGGGCCUCUGGGUCACAAUGGAGGCAGCAGCAGCAGCAGCCACAGCGGCGGCGACAAGCGCCACGAGUCCGGCCACAAGUCGUCGCACCAUCAGUCACAACAGCAGCUGCACUCGAGCGGCGGCUACUCGCAGCAGCAGCAGCAGCAGCGCCGCCACGAGACGUCGCCGAAGCGCUUCAGCAGCUCCUUGGGCAGCGACACGGGCAAUAGCACACGGGAGUCCGAGUGCAGCGAGGAGCACGGCCUGACCGGCUCGCCAGUCUCCCGUUCGCCGCCACAUGGCGGCAGCAGCAGCACCGGCAAGCAUCAUUCGUCACACCAUGGCUCGCAUCAUCCGCACGGCCAUCCGCCACUGACGCCACAGCAGAACAGCGAUCUGUUCGACUCGCUGGCCGCCGAGCUGCGCGCCAAGCUGAACGGGAACGGGCCGCCGUUGCUGUUGCCGCCGCGCGACUACGACACAGUGCAUCGCUCCAAGGGCAAUCUAACGGCAAUCGAGCUGCGACGCUGUCGCAAUGCUCUCAUUGUGGGCGGCGCGGGCACGCCCAAGGGCCAGGUGUCGCCUGGCGCAGGACCAGCAGCACCAGUAAGUGCUGUGCCCGCGACGACGGCCAAUGGCAAGCAGGUCUCAUCGCGCGGCUCCUCGGGCAUUGGAUCGGAUCUGGCGCCCAGUCCAGAGCGACAGGAGCUGAAUAGCUCAAGUGACGACGAGCACUGGUCGAAUGAAGCGGACAACUCGGUAAUCGCACUGAAGCCGUCACAAAUCGCGCUCUCGCAUCAUGCGCAGCUGAAGCGCAAGAGCGCUGUGCAGCCGCCGGAGGAUAGCUAUCUGCGGGAUCUGCCGGCCAAGCCGUAUGUGCCGAGGCAGAGCGAACGCGUCAAGACGCCGUCAGCGCCAUCGAACAGCAAGUCGUGGUCGCGCGAGGACGAGAUCAAGCCGAUCAUCAUGCGACCCGCUGACUACGAUGCGAAAUUCAAUCGGGUGAUGCAGCUGGAGCCGCAGCCGGCCAAGCAUGAGGCGGCGCCCAAGCUGCGCGACACCGACAAAUACAACGAGAUCAAUCGCUUGCUGAACAAGAAGCUGUCCGGCCACGAUCGGGAUCGGCUCAAGGAGCGUUCGCUGCACGACGACGAUCUGGACGACUUCGAUGACUCGGAUCCGUGCAGUGAUCCGCCGCAGAAGUCGCUACCCGUUCCCAGCUAUCGCAAGGAGAACCUGACGGACAAGCAAAAGUUCAUGGAAUACGCGUCCAAGAAGCAGCAGCAGCAGCAGCAGCAACAGCAGCUCAAGUCCUAUGCGGCCGAGGAGGCGCAGCGCUAUGGCGGCAGUCGCCAUCGCUAUGUGGAUCCUGCCGAGCUGCCGUUCGAGCAGCUGCCGCCAGUGCCGGCGCACAACAAAUAUGCGGCCGUGCAUCGCGGCGCAGAGCAAACGCGCAGCAGCAACAGCGUCGGCGGCGGCAGCAGCAGCCACAUCAAUGGCAGCAAUCCAGAUCGACUACGGGAGCGUCAUGACAGAGACAGAGAGCGCGAUAGAGAGCGAGAGCGAGAGCGAGAGCGGGAGAGGGAAAGGGAGCGCGAUAGAGAUCACGAGCAUUCCAGGGAUCGCAAUCCAUACCGCGAGGCAGAGAGCCUGCCGUACAUCCAGAGCAUGGAGAAGAUGAUGAAGUCGACGGGCAUGCGCUACGGCGAGGAGCCGCCACGGAAGCCCAGCAGCCGGGAUAGCCGCGACUACGUGCGGGAGUAUCCGACUGCGGCCAGCAGUCAGGUGUCGCCGAGCGAUCGCUUCCACGAUGCCAUGGAGCGUAACGGCGGCAGUCGCUAUGACCUGGACGAGCGCGACAGCGGCAAUGGAGUCGCAGCGGUGCCGCCCACAGCCGACUACAGAUCAUCGUCGCGUCGGCGUCGCGGCUCCGUGGAGCCGCCCAGCUACGAUCAGUGGAGCGACGAGGAGGAGGAGCCCGAGCAGCAGCUGCCAGUGCCAGUGCAGCAGCCGGAGCCGAUGAUGAGUCGUUCGCGUGCUCGCUCGCGCGACCACUGGGAGCAAGAGCAGCAGCAUCACGGCAGCAAUGGUGGCAACAUGCGUCACGGCCAGGAGCGGGAGCGGCGCGAACGCGACUAUCCCAUGCGACGCGGCGACGACAUGCGAGAGCCGCCACACGAUGGCUAUCGUCUGGAUCGCGAGAGGGAAAGGGAGCGGGAGCGAGAGCGCGAGCGCGAGCGUGAACGGGACCGAGAUCGGGAGCGAGAACGGGAUCGCCAUCAGUCGCAGUCGCGCCAUCAGAUGCGCGCACGCUCGCGAGAGUAUAUGCAGCCGACGGAGCCGGUGCCGCCCGUGGCCAAGUCCAGUUCGUCGCGCCUAAGCCAUCACGCCGAGCGCUAUCCGUCGCCGGCGCCGACGCCCAACAGCGGCAACAGCGGCAGCUCCAGCUCGGGCAAGCCGCUGGCCAGCAUGCCCAAGGGCUAUCGGCACAGCUAUGCGGAGCCCGUGUUCGCGCGCUCCGGCGGACGUGUGGGCCUCGCUGCAGUCAAUCCCUACUGAUAGCAAACCACA